Molecule: messenger RNA, 3661 nt
Organism: Sarcophilus harrisii (Tasmanian devil)
Lineage: Eukaryota; Metazoa; Chordata; Mammalia; Dasyuromorphia; Dasyuridae
Gene: GPD2
Product: glycerol-3-phosphate dehydrogenase 2
Exons: 18
Coding region: 283-2463 (726 amino acids)
Biological process (GO): glycerol-3-phosphate metabolic process
Cellular component (GO): mitochondrion; glycerol-3-phosphate dehydrogenase (FAD) complex
Molecular function (GO): glycerol-3-phosphate dehydrogenase (quinone) activity; calcium ion binding
Source: RefSeq, a predicted model, not a curated record
GGAAGAGGAGGAGGAAAUUAGCCUAGCGUGGGGGUGGGGUAUUCCUCGGUGGGAGAGGCUUGGCUGGAAGCAUCAGAUUACACUUGAUCAGCCUGUCCCGGGUUGAUCUCCCCGACCUAUUCCUUCCUGGCCUCCCUCACUGACUGCCAGUCUCUCCGCCUUGUUAGUAGCCGGCUUGUAGCUGAUUAGAGUUGCUAAGCAAAAUCACUUCCCUGGCGUUAGGAACAAGCGUCUCCUGCUCCCAACUCUGUUUCAAGAGGAUCAGCCUUAAGAGAUUAAGAAAUGGCAUUUCAAAAAGCUAUCAGAGGGACAGCCCUGGUUGGAGGAGGUGCACUUGCCACUGUGCUAGGCCUCUCUCAUUUUGCUCAGUACAGAAGGAAGCAAGCCAACUUAGCCUCUGUUCAAGCAGUGGAUUGUUUUAAUAUUCAACUUAAAGAACUUCCUUCAAGAGAAACCCAGCUUACAAGUCUCCAGAGUAAUACUGAGUUUGAUAUUCUUGUUAUUGGUGGAGGAGCAACAGGAGCUGGCUGUGCAUUAGAUGCUGUUACAAGGGGACUAAGAACAGCCCUUGUAGAAAGAGAUGAUUUCUCAUCAGGGACCAGCAGCCGAAGCACUAAGCUGAUCCAUGGUGGGGUGAGAUAUCUUCAGAAGGCCAUAGUGAACCUGGAUUAUGAGCAGUACAGGAUGGUGAAAGAUGCACUUCAUGAGCGUGCCAACCUGCUCGAGAUUGCUCCCCAUUUAUCUCAUGCAUUACCUAUAAUGCUUCCAAUUUACAAGUGGUGGCAGUUACCUUACUACUGGAUAGGAAUAAAGCUGUAUGACCUGGUUGCAGGAGCAAAUUGCCUGAAAAGCAGUUACGUCCUUAGUAAAUCAAGAGCACUUGAACAUUUUCCAAUGCUGCAGAAGGACAAGCUGGUUGGAGCUAUUGUCUAUUAUGAUGGACAACACAAUGAUGCAAGGAUGAACCUUGCCAUCGCACUUACUGCUGCCAGGUAUGGGGCUGCCAUAGCCAAUUAUGUUGAAGUGAAGAAUUUGUUGAAGAGGAAGGAUCCAGUAAGUGGGAAGCUUCAAGUAUGUGGUGCACGAUGCAUGGAUAUGUUAACAGGGUGUGAAUUUGAAGUGAGAGCCAAAUGUGUUAUCAAUGCUACGGGACCUUUCACAGACACACUGCGCAAAAUGGAUAAUCAGUGCACUGAAAACAUCUGUCAGCCAAGUGCUGGGGUACACAUCGUGAUGCCUGGUUAUUACAGCCCAGAGAACAUGGGACUGCUUGACCCUGCUACUAGUGAUGGACGUGUUAUUUUCUUCUUGCCAUGGGAAAAGAUGACCAUAGCUGGAACAACUGACAGUCCAACUGAUAUAACUCCUCACCCUAUUCCUUCGGAGGAAGACAUUAACUUUAUCUUGAAUGAAGUACGCAACUACUUAAGUUGUGAUGUUGAAGUGAGAAGAGGGGAUGUCCUAGCUGCUUGGAGUGGAAUUCGGCCUCUUGUUACAGAUCCUUCAUCUAAAGAUACCCAGUCAAUCUCUCGAAAUCAUGUUGUUGAUACCAGUGAUAGUGGCCUUAUUACUAUAGCAGGUGGAAAAUGGACCACUUACCGUGCGAUGGCUGAAGAUACCAUAGAUGUUGCUGUCAAAAAUCACAAUUUUAAAGUAGGGCCAAGUAGGACAGCUAACCUUUUCUUGCAGGGUGGUAAGGAGUGGAGCCCUACUAUGUACAUUAGACUGGUUCAGGAUUAUGGACUUGAAAAUGAGGUGGCUCAACAUCUUGCUUCUACUUAUGGUGACAAGGCCUUCGAGGUAGCCAAAAUAGCAAGUGUAACGGGAAAAAGAUGGCCCAUUGUUGGAAUACGUCUUGUGUCUGAAUUCCCAUACAUUGAAGCAGAGGUGAAAUAUGGAAUCAAAGAAUACGCAUGCACAGCAGUAGAUAUAAUUUCACGCCGCACUCGACUUGCCUUUCUGAAUGUUCAGGCUGCAGAGGAAGCUCUACCUAAGAUUGUUGACCUGAUGGCAAAGGAACUGAAUUGGUGUGAAGAAAGGAAAAAGGAAGAACUUGAAUGUGCAACAAGAUUUCUAUACUAUGAAAUGGGCUACAAGUCUCGGUCAGAGCAGCUAACGGACUGUUCUGAAAUUAGCCUACAACCUUCUGAUAUUGAGAGGUACAAAAAGAGAUUUCACAUGUUUGAUAAAGAGCAAAAAGGCUUUAUUACCAUAAUUGAUGUUCAGCGUGUACUUGAGAGUAUUGAUAUUCAAAUGGAUGAAAAUACACUACAUGAAAUUCUCAAUGAAGUAGAUUUAAAUAAAAAUGGAUUGGUUGAACUCCAUGAAUUUUUACAGCUGAUGAGUGCUGUUCAAAAAGGAAUGGUAUCUGGAAGCCGUCUGGCAAUACUCAUGAAGACUGCUGAAGAGAACCUGGGUUCAAGAUCUUCAAUUCCAGUGGAUCGGAGUUGUGGAGGAUUUUAAAUCAAGAUAAAGAUGACUUGUAUCUCCCUGAACCUAAUGCAGUAGGACACUGACUUCUUGUGCUUAGGAACCUUCAGAUUCUCUCGCCAGAUCUGCAUUUGUUAAAUACAUCACAAUUGUGCAUGUUUAGCUAUGUGUGGAGUCUUGUAUCAUCAGCUUUCUCCUAAAAUCUGCUGAUUCUGAACCUGCAUUUCUUCACAACUUCCAGAAACUUGUCUUGAGAAUCAGCUGGUGCCAACUUUUUUUUUAAAACUGAGAAUAAAGCAUACAAGCAUUUUGUGUCAUGUCUAAAUUAACACUGAGGUAUUAUCUGAUAAUAACUUUUGGAAAAAUCAAGUACUUCUGAAACCAAUUCCAGUUAGUCUUAUAAAGUGACUUUUGAGAUCCUUUUUAAAGGGAUUCAGCUAAGAAAAAAAAUCCUGUCUAUAGUGAAAACUUUGUACGCUAUGACUAAAAAUAAUUCCCUGCUCUAGUAGUAAUAGUAAUAGUGAUAAUAGAAGAUUAAUUUAUAGACCAUAGUUGUCUGCUACAUACCCCGAGUAUUAUAUCUUGCUUUCAGUCAGUGUAUCCUGAGUGGAACCUUAGGAUUUCUCCUGCAUACCUUUUUAUUCUGCUUUAAAUUCUGGCAUUGUUUGGUCUGCUUGGUAUGUGGAAUGCUAGCUCUCUCUUGUACAUUGCUAAAAACUGCAUUCUUAUUACUGAUAGGUUAAAAAAUGCAAGGGUCGAUUAUUGAAUUAAUUAUCAUCUCACAUUUUAUGUAUUUAAUAAAAAGCUGUUGGCACAUGAAUGUAAUAAUGGUGAAGUGAAUGCAGUUAUAUCUUUGUGCUGUUUUGCAUUAUUUCAGUCCUAUGGGUGGUCCAGAGGAGAACCUGUCCUUCCUAUGUAUGAAAUCAGAAACAAAAUACAACAGCUACAAGCUCUGUGUUGGCCUGGAUAGACAUACUGCAUGUUUUUACAUGUGGCACUUUUAUGUAUUGUGUUAGGUUAUUGUUCUAGAUUGGACUGUUAAAUACUGUGUUUGAAUCUGGGUUGUCAUUUUUAUAACUGUCUUGGUGUUUUAUUGCCAUUAUUUAUUACUUUUGAUAUACAGAAUGAGCUGCAUGCAUUUAUAGAGCAAUAAGAGGAUGUGUUUAAUGUGCCUUGUUUUUAACUGAAUAAGAACUGAAAGCAUGAAUCAAUAAAACUGAUUAAAAUGGUC